AUGACCAAUAACGUAUUCGUACAUUUUACAUAUGAAGACUGCAUGUAUGGUAUAUCUGUGAAGGCAUCAGUGGAGGAUGUGACGUUGUCAAUGUUACAUGAAAAGAUAUAUAAGAAGCUUGGGUUGGAUGAACGUAAGGAAAAACUGAAAUUGAGCUACAUUCCGAUGGUGAUACGUUGCAAGAAAGCUGUAACUAUUGCUGAUGAUGACGAUCUUUAUGUUUACCUCGGAUGUGUCGAUAAAGAGAACCAAAGAUGUCUUUUGGUUGUGGAGAGUAGUGAAAGGUCGGGAGCGAGACCACAAGAUAAACUUUCGAUAGCGGGUAAAAGUUCUGUUGGUAUGAACUACAACGAUUUGCAGCUAUUGGAACAUGAAGUUGGACCUAAUGCCAUUACAUUGUACGUUGGUGAGAACCAGGGGAAUAACGAGGUGAGUGCUAAAGAGACUGGUACUGGUAUGGAGACUGAUACUGGUAUGGAGACUGAUACGGCUGCGGAGACUGAUACGGCUGCGGAGACUGAUACAGGUAUGGAGAAUGAUACGGCUGCGGAGACUGAUAAAGGUAUGGAGAAUGAUACGGCUGCGGAAACUGAUACUGGUAUGGAGAAUGAUACUGCUACGGAGAAUGAAACGGCUGCGGAGAAUGAAACGGCUGCGGAGACUGAUACCGUACAUCCAACCGCCGAUAAGUAUGUUGAAGAGCCACCUGCAAUAGUACGGAGUAGUUGUAUAGAGGAAUGGGGCGAUGGUUUGAGUCUUAAUAAACAUGACGAAUUUCCAAGUAAGAAGGCAAUUCAGGAGAUGGUGGAUAGAGCUGCAUAUUGUGAAUGUUAUCGUUAUGUCACUAAAAAGUCAGAUCGAAAUCGAUUGGUGAUAACAUGUUCGCAAGCUGACUGCAAAUGGGUAAUACGAGCUUCAAGGAUUGCUGGGACAGAAAUUUUCUCAAUAAAAAGCUACACGAAGAUGCAUACAUGCUCGCGGACACAACAAAGUGACAGCAACGACAAGAGAAGAGCGUCAGCAGAAGUAGUGGCAAGUUUUUUGAAUGAGGAAUUCCCAGGAGAUGUGCAAACUCCAACUCCAAAAGAUAUUAAGGCUCUGGUUAAGUCCAAACUUGGUGUCAUGAUAUCCUACUCCACAGCAUUGCGUGGAAAGAAUUUGGCUUCUUGUGAUACACGUGGUAGUCCGGAAGAUAGCUACAGGAUGAUGUAUAGCUAUUUGUUCAUGUUAGAGAAAAUGAACACGGGAACAAAAACUAGUGUGAAAUUGGAUGACUCAGGUAAAUUCAAGUACCUCUUCAUAGCGUUGGGAGCUUGCAUUGAAGGGUUUGCAGUUAUGAGAAAAGUGAUUGUUGUCGAUGCAACAUGGCUGAAGAACGGAUAUGGGGGUGUUCUAAUUUUUGCCAAAGCUCAAGAUCCUAACCGUCAUUGCUAUCCACUUGCGUUUGCUGUACUUGAUGGAGAGAAUCAUGCUAGUUGGACCUGGUUUUUUGAGAUGCUUAGAAGCGUUAUACCAGACUCUUCUGAACUGGUUUUCAUGAGUGAUAGAAAUCCAAGUCUGAUAUUUGCAAUAGCAAACGUGUACCCUCAGGCUCACCAUGGUCAUUGUUUAUGGCAUUUGAAGGAAAAUGUUAAAGGGCAUGCUUCUAACGUCACCAAAGAUGUAGUCGGGCAUAGAUUCAUGGAGUUGGGAAAGAUGUACACAAUGGCUGAUUUCAAUGCUGCUUACGAAAGAUUUAAGCUAAGGUUCCCUUCAGCUUACACGUACAACUUGGACACAAGCAACAGCGUGGAAUCAAUGAACAAAGUGUUUAGAGAGGCAAGGAGGUGGGCCUUGAUACCAAUGCUGGAUUGUAUCAUUAGGACAUUCUCUGAUUGGUUUAAUCAACGUCGGAAGGAUGCUGUUUCACAAUCAUUGGGUACCAUGCUAGUGCCUCUGGUUGAGAACUACUUGCACGAUCUAUGGGUUCUUGCGCGAACGCUACCUGUGCGGGAGCUUAAUAGUUAUGAGCUAGAGUACGAGGUCAAGGAUAGUCAUGGGAAGAUGUUUUUGACGAACUUGAUUGCCAAAACUUGUACUUGCAAGGUGUGGGAUUAUGAAAAGAUUCCUUGUCUGCACGGACUGGCUGCUUAUAUCUAUUACACUAAUGAGGUGGAUAAUGGGGGUGGUAGGAGCCGUGAUAUCAACAUAGUAUAUCAUGAGUUGUGCUCAAAAUACUAUUGGACGGAACUGUGGGCAUUGGCGUAUUGCAGGACAAUUUAUGCUGUGCCAGACAUGUCUGUAUGGGAAGUCCCGGAUCACAUCAGGGAGCUGAAGAUCAUACCUCCGGAUCCUAUCAAGCGGAAGGGAAGGAAAAGAGUUAAUAGACUUCCAUCUGGUGGAGAACGCCGUAGGAGGACACAGAACAAAAAGCGGCCUAGGCAAAAUUUUGGUUUCAAUUGGCUGUUAUUUGGAAAUGGUUCAAGCCCUUCAGAGCAGAACACGGCCUAA
Messenger RNA from Brassica rapa (field mustard), 2490 nucleotides. RefSeq lists its product as uncharacterized. The record is from RefSeq and is a predicted model, not a curated record. Gene Ontology annotation, molecular function: zinc ion binding. NCBI's taxonomy places the organism in Eukaryota, Viridiplantae, Streptophyta, Magnoliopsida, Brassicales, Brassicaceae.